AGUUGUGCAAUCGUGGGAGGGCUACUCUUUUGGCGCAUGCACUCUACCUAGCAAAGAGUCUGCUUAGCGGUCGGUUUACAGAGUCGAGAAAGCUGCCCCGGCGCUUGCAUUGCAUUCGAUCUUCUCGGUUCCCGGCAUGGCUGCUGCUUACAGAUUAGUUUUGGUUCGGCACGGCGAAAGCACCUGGAACCUCGAGAACCGCUUCAGUGGAUGGUACGAUGCAGACCUGAGCCCGGCGGGGCAGGAAGAAGCGCGGCGCGGCGGAGAAGCGCUGAGAGAUGCCGGUUAUGAGUUUGACAUCUGCUUCACAUCUGUGCAGAAGAGGGCAAUCCGCACCCUCUGGACUGUGUUGGAUGUCAUUGAUCAAAUGUGGCUACCUGUAGUGAGGACCUGGCGCCUCAAUGAGAGGCACUAUGGUGGCCUGACAGGCCUUAACAAGGCUGAGACAGCUGCUAAACAUGGUGAGGCCCAAGUGAAGAUCUGGAGGCGUUCCUAUGACAUUCCACCACCACCAAUGGAGUCUGAUCACCCCUUCUACAAGGCCAUCAGCAAGGAUCGUCGCUAUGCUGACCUCACUGAAGAUCAGUUGCCUACAUGCGAGAGCCUGAAAGAUACCAUUGCUCGAGCCUUACCCUUCUGGAAUGAGGAAAUUGUUCCCCAGAUCAAGGAAGGCAAGCGAGUGCUCAUUGCUGCCCAUGGCAACAGUCUCCGUGGCAUUGUUAAGCAUCUAGAAGGAAUGUCUGAGGCAGCAAUCAUGGAACUCAAUCUGCCCACCGGAAUCCCCAUAGUCUAUGAGCUGGACAAAAACCUGAAGCCCAUUAAGCCCAUGCAGUUCCUGGGAGAUGAGGAGACUGUCCGCAAGGCCAUGGAAGCUGUGGCAGCCCAGGGCAAAGUCAAGAAGUGAGAGCAAGGGCAAGUAAUCAGUAGAAGAUCCCCUCCCUCAUCCCUUUCCUUCCCAGCACAUGCCUGCCACAGCCUGAAGGAUUGGGCUGAAGAGCCAAAGGAGGUGAAGCUUCCUGGAGCCAUGUUCUUUCCUUCAAGAUCAAUUUCCUUCCACAUUCACUUUUCCCCAGCAGGAUCUUGCUAGAUAUCCUAGGGAUGUGGACCACAGUCCAGCAGAGGGUUCUGUAAGAUUAGCAAACCCUAGUGCAAUGGAAUGUGAUGCUGCUGAAGUGAAAGGGAAAUCCUCAAGCAUUCCGAAAAGAGAGCUUCUCCUAACUUCAUUCCAUUUCACACGGCAGUUGUAGUUGUAGUCAAUCAAGUAUUGUUUGAUUUGGUUUGGCCGUUCAGGAUUGUGACUAAGUCUAGGGGUACUUCAGACAGCACAACAAGGAUGCAAGGACCAUUCAUUUUUUAUGGAUCUGUUUAAAGAGAGCAUGUUGUUUUGCUAACAGGCCUUUUUUUUUAGUUUUCCCUGGAGCUAUGUUCGAUUCUGAGUUAGAUAACGAUAGCCAACUUUUAUUUCAUUGCCUUCAAAAUAAUAGGAGGAAGGGGUAAGGCUAAGGAAAAGAGAAGGGGACAGCACCCAUCCUGGAGUCUCCAGCUGCUAUCCCAUAACCGUGCUGUGUAGUGCCAGUAAGCCCAGAUACUAUGUAUCAUCAUGUGUUGCUUUUCUGCCCCACAAUCAGUGUGGUAUCCCUGCCUGACCAGGUCAGGUUUACACUGGAGCUCACUUCACUGUUCAAUGGCUGCAUUUGCCCUAGUCUCAGUAAAAUAAAGGAAUUAUGUGCAAUA
Messenger RNA from Rhineura floridana, 1734 nucleotides. RefSeq names its product phosphoglycerate mutase 1 (gene PGAM1). The coding region runs from base 137 to 904 and encodes 255 amino acids. Gene Ontology annotation, molecular function: intramolecular phosphotransferase activity. The record is from RefSeq and is a predicted model, not a curated record. The transcript has 4 exons. NCBI's taxonomy places the organism in Eukaryota, Metazoa, Chordata, Lepidosauria, Squamata, Rhineuridae. Gene Ontology annotation, biological process: glycolytic process.